Vigna angularis (adzuki bean) is the source of this 1183-nucleotide messenger RNA. RefSeq names its product ethylene-responsive transcription factor 3. Gene Ontology annotation, molecular function: DNA-binding transcription factor activity; DNA binding. The transcript has a single exon. The coding region runs from base 286 to 942 and encodes 218 amino acids. Gene Ontology annotation, biological process: regulation of DNA-templated transcription. The record is from RefSeq and is a predicted model, not a curated record. NCBI's taxonomy places the organism in Eukaryota, Viridiplantae, Streptophyta, Magnoliopsida, Fabales, Fabaceae.
UUAGUGUGUAGUUGAAGGAGAAGAAGAAGAAGAGAAGGUGGUACCGCCUUCAAUUCUCUCUCUUCUUUCUCUCUCCUAUUCUGGUCCUCAUCAUCAUCUUAUACCUCUCCUUCCUCCUCCAUAACACUCAUUCACCACUUGGGAAAAACCCAUUAACAUCACACACACACAUAAACACAUCCUUACAUGUUUCUCUGAGACACAGUCCAAGAUCGAACCUUGUUGUGUAGGACGAACUUGGGUGUCUGUCUUUUUUCUUAUUUUUUUAUUAAUUUCUCCGAAGAGAUGCGGAAGGGAAGAGGAGGGGCGGCGUCGGUGGUCACGGCGGCGGCUGCCGCAGCCAACGGAUCCCUUUUAAAGGAGCCUCGGUACCGGGGCGUGAGAAAGAGACCGUGGGGGAGGUUCGCGGCGGAGAUCAGAGACCCGUUGAAGAAAGCCAGGGUUUGGUUGGGAACCUUCGAUUCUGCCGAGGAAGCUGCUCGAGCCUACGACGCCGCCGCACGGACUCUCCGGGGUCCCAAGGCCAAAACAAAUUUCCCUCUUUCACACCCUUUCUGCUAUCCGCACCCCACCACCAGUCCUCUCUUCUACGCGGGUUUCAACGACAACAACAACCACAUCAGCAACCUUAACAACCCUCAGAGACCCACCUCAAGUGGCAUGAGUAGCACCGUCGAGUCUUUCAGCGGGCCACGCCCUCCCACAGCCGCCGGCGCUUCCGCGACGCCGUUUUUGACCACCACGCGGAGAUACCCGCGCACUCCCCCUCUCGUCCCCGAAGACUGCCACAGCGACUGCGACUCUUCCUCCUCUGUCGUCGACGACGGUGACAACAUCGUCUCCUCGUCGUUCCGCCCUCCCCUGCCCUUUGAUCUCAACGCGCCGCCGUUCGACGAUGCCGCUGCCGAUGACGAUCUCCGCUGCACCGCGCUCUGCCUCUGAACGUGCUGUGAUGGUUUUAAAUUUCUGAUUUUUUCCACCCUUGAUUUUUUGUUAUUGUUGCGCGGAACAAAUUAUAAUGAUGAUCAGAUGUAAGAUUGUGGCAAUAUGAUCUUAGUUCUGUGAGAGGGAGAUUCCGUGAUUGGGUGUAUUUUCUCUUUCUAAAAUUUUAUUUAGGAGGAAAUAUUGAAUGAGAGAAAAAAGGUAAUUAUGAAUUAUGAUAUCUUUGUUGUUGAAAGAUUAA